This is a messenger RNA of Prunus armeniaca (apricot), 471 nucleotides long. NCBI's taxonomy places the organism in Eukaryota, Viridiplantae, Streptophyta, Magnoliopsida, Rosales, Rosaceae. The record is from the annotation of a GenBank genome assembly.
AUGUCUGCAUGGAGAUUUUUCCAGAACAUGGUAUUGGCUCGACAUUGCUGCAGUCCAUGGACCCAGUCUUCAGUGUCUUCUAUUGCUGAUUUGGCAGGUGUUUCAGUGUCCCCUCCUUCAGUAAUGGCAAGGGUUGGGUUUGGUGUAGGGUUUCGGUCCAUGGGUGUUGGUGGAGGUGGUGGUGGUGAUGAAGUUGGAGUUGGUGGUUGUGGUGGUGGGGAGGGCGGUUGUGGAGGUGGUGGUGGUGGUGGUAGUGGCAAUGUGGUGGUGGCGGUGGUGUUGGUCGUGGAGGUGGUGGUGGAUGUGGAGGUUUUGGAGGAGGUGGUGAUUGUGGUGGUGGUGGCGGAGGAUAAGGAGGACGAUGAGGUGGUGGUGGUGGUGGUGGCAGUGGCGGUGGUUGUGGAGGUAAUGUGGUGGUGCAAGUGGUGGAGUUGGAUGUGGAAGUGGAGGUGGUUUUAUUUUCUAAAAUGA